Molecule: messenger RNA, 3732 nt
Organism: Petromyzon marinus (sea lamprey)
Lineage: Eukaryota; Metazoa; Chordata; Hyperoartia; Petromyzontiformes; Petromyzontidae
Product: protein shisa-4-like
Source: RefSeq, a predicted model, not a curated record
GUGAGGAGACGCCGCAGGGGUUGAGGUGGUGGUGGUGAGGAGACGCCGCAGGGGUUGAGGUGGUGGUGGUGGUCUACUCGUCGGAGGAUUCGGGGGAGGAGACGCCGCAGGGACGCGAUGCCGGCACCGCCGCCGCCGCCGCUCCUCGUCUUCGCCCUGCUCUGCUUUCUGGCCGCCCACGGCGAGGUCUCCGGAGACCGCCAGUGUCUGGGCUACUCGGACAAGAAUGGAACGUUCCACCGUGGCAUCAACUGCAUCUUCCCCGAGUCGUGCUGUGGCAGCUGCUACCAGCGCUCGUGCUGCUCCGUGUCCAGCCAGCGCAUCUCCGAGCGCAUGCAGAAGCACUGCACCUACUUCGCCGUGAACCCCGGAACGGUCGCCGGGAUCGCGUCCAGUAUCUUCGUCUUCCUCGUCAUCGUCAUCACCGCCAUCUGCUGCUUCAUGUGCUCCUGCUGCUUCAUCCGACGCUGGCGUCAGGGAAACCUCCGCUCCUACACCACCGCUGAGCACAUGCAGCUGAACAUGCAGCCGGGCCCCGGACAGAGCUCCUACCCCCAGCAGCCCCCUAUGGGGCCCCCACCGGCCCAGCCGUACCCUGCCUACCCAAUGGGGCCCGUCUACCCUGCAGGGCCCGGUUACUCCCAGGGACCCGGGUACCCCCAGGGGCCGGGGUACCCCCAGGGGCCCGGAUACCCCCAGCAGGGGCCUACUUACAACCCUCAGGGCCCCCCGUACCAGCCAUACCCCAUGGCGCCGCCCUCCUACGACUCGGCCAUGGCUCCUCAGCCACCAUACCCGGUGCACCCCACCUACCACCAGGGCUACGCGUCAGCGCCCGACAAAGCCAUGUGAAGCUCAUCGCCCGGCCGCUCGCUCGCCCGCCUGGCAACCUGUCAACCCACCUGCUCGCCCACACGCCCGCUGGCUCACUCGCACAUGGCUGACACGACACAGUCCAACCAUGCCCACCAAACGUGCAAGCUCAUCGCUCGUGGUUUCAUUUAUUUAUCUUGACCCCCCCACCGCUCCUUAUCGUGGCGGUUCGCAUCACCGCGCCGCCAAUUGCCACCCGCGCACAGGGUUCAGGGGUUAGCGACCGGAUCGGCGUGAGAGCUCGUGACCGUCUUGUCCCGGGAUUCAUUUUUUCACUGAGUAUUCUCCGGGUCGCUGGUAUAGACGGGAGUUGAUAGCAUGUGCCUAGUAGUAGUGACAGCCAUAGUGAGGCAUACUGGAUGUGGUGUCCCGGGUAUGGAAAUAUUUUCUUGGUCACCAACCCACACAGACCCCGGCCGACUAAGGCCUGGUCAUAGUUCACAGCCAACCCCCACCCACCACAAUGCCAGCCCAGUCGUAACGUUUGCAUGUCAAGGGUCGCCGCUGUCAACCGGGCGAUUCCUUCCCACCAAUCGUGGCUGUCUCUAGUCUGCCGAGAGACCUGCAAACCGCUUGUGGUAUUAAAAUGAAAGUUGAGUUGUUUUGGAAUUUCACUUUGCGGGCGUCUUCAAUGCCUCCCUCUCCACCACGCCGGUCGUUCCUCCGGGUGGCCAAGCAUCGGCACCGAGUGCCCGUCAGGUUUCUAGGGAGAGGGAGGUGUUGCGUCGUGUUCUUGCGGCGCCGACCCACGCCUAGCUGGGCUCUGGCGGACCUGUACGUUGUUUGCCCUUGAAUGUAUUGCAUGCGUAGGGGUUUUGUUGAUCGACUUAGUGAUGCAUUGUUUGUGCCAGCGUUGAUUUCCCUAGCGGGAUCGGUGGUGAUGUCAUAUUCGUCACGUGUAUUUGUUUUUCACCUUAGUUGACGAUUACUAGAUGCCUGCCGAGUCAGAUGCGGCUUUAAAAACUUCCCAAACAUUGGAAGGGGGGCAGUCCGUGUGCUUUCAGAAUGCCGGGCAUUUUUAAUACAAUAUGGCCCAACAAAAGUAAAAUAACACAUUAAAUAAAAAAUUUCUGAUAUCAAUAAAUUACAACUCUUUGGGGUCUCACGGAGGAGGGGGCAAUCACCCCCUCCACCCCCCCCCACCCACCCCACUGGUUUUGCCACGGCUGCGAGCGGAGGAAAUACCUGCGGAGCGUGGCAAUGGCCAUGUCUCCACCCUCCUAGAACCAGUGCGCCUCCUGCUGCGCCUCCCGUUGCUGCUGCAGUGGUGGUGGCGGCAGCAGCAGCAGUGGCGCACCGCCGGGAGAGGAAACCAGCGAGGGUGCAGACGCAGGCGAGGACUGUCGCCUUGUCAGAGCGUCCCAAGUGCGCCGAGGACGACGAAACAGCAUGGUUAGUUGGCUGUGUCUAUAUUUAAGGGUUUAUCAUGUUUGGCAAUUGGCUGACCUGAUGAUAUUAUUUAGUUUUUAAAUGUGAGGGUGAGGGGCGACAAACACUAAAUGUGACUGCUCUAGUCAGCCAGACCCCCGAGAAGGACAACUCGUGGACGAAAGUGAUCCUAAACUCCACAUCCUGUCGACGGCCAGACUGGAAUUCCCUGCCAUCGUCUAUUUUUCCAGCAUGUGGAGCGAAACGUCGGACGACGCGCCGGGCCAAACAACGCGUGGUGCAACCAAAUGCAUGGGGGAGGGGGGGGCGGACAGCGAUGCAUGUUGGGAUGUACCUGGACCUGCCCACAGUACUUGUGAUGUUUUUUUACGAACAUUAAUUAUAUUGAACGCGAUAUACAUUGCGAAGGUAUAUAUUUUUGGAGUUGUGAUGCAUGUCGUACAUUGUGCAAGAUCGUGAGAGAUGGCAGCAGCUUUGUGAGGCCUUCAUCCAGCAGUGGAUUGACCAUGGCUGAUGAUGAACGCAAGUCUUGGGUGGUUAUGGCCAGGCCGUCGAUCGCCCGGCCUAAGAAAGGAGGUUCAGACUAGCGGUUUCACCGGCACGCUGUUCAGCCCAUCAUCGUGUACCGGUGGUCGCUAAACUGAUACUACUUUGCAGGAAUUCGAUGGUGACUUGUGGAUAAACUUCCCUCCGCCGUACGAACAUAGAAUUUCCAGCACUGGCUCGGGAUCGCGAGUGGACCGCGAGCGCUGCUUCAAACUUAGCAGGGGGCAUCUGUGGUGCCCUUGAAAACCCACGGCGUGGUUAUGGCCCCAGAGUAGCGGAGGCGCUUUUGUUGAGAGUGACGAUGCGGGCUAAGUGGGGAUCUGCUGAACGUGAUUGUGCCUCUUGCGGGGCCGAUCCGUUGGGGAGGCUACAACGACGAGGCAGAAACGACCUGCGCCACGCAUGGAUGUCCUGUGAUGCUCUGCGAUGUGCGGAAGAAAUAUCUUCCGGUGCGGAAGCCGCCGGAGCAGCUGUCGUCACAGAGAUGCGUUUGCGUGCUUCUAAAUGGUACAUUUUUUCUCUGGUUUGAGUUUUCAAAAGUUCUGGGGAACCCCUUUUGAUCACUUUGGCCGAUUAUUAAGAGGGUAACUCGAUAACAUCGACGUGACUUUAUUCCGAAGUUUACCGUCUUAUUCGUUCAGGUUUACGAGCGUCAUCAAGCCCCUCAACCCACCGCGUUAUAUGCGGACGGACAGAACUCUGCAUUGACCCCUUCAGCGUUAGUGCGCGUCAAGAACACGUGUGUGGGUUGUCGCGUUCUUCGGGCAUCGUCACCCCUGUCCCCACGGUGCGCGCUUUUGAGUGUUUGCGAACGCAUUGUUGGCCGCUGAGAUUAACCCUGCGACACUUGUUGAGUCUCGACACUGCACGGCUUUAGGUGCAAUGACGCGUCGAUUUCAUGUCCAUUCUUACCUCCCCCCCCCC